GCGAAUACCGUUCUCUGGAGUUCACAGACCUGGCCUUUGAGGUUGGCCACUCCACCCUGCGUGAGCCCGAGGACCGGACACUGUUUGUUUGCAGCAGAAGUGGGCACGUUUUAGAAAUUGACUACAAGAAUGUCACUGUCAAAAAUGUCCGUCGCCUUUUGCCCUUGGAGACGGGACCCGUUCCUCAGCGAGAGAAGCACGCUUUUAAUUCAGGCCCUGGGAUAUCCCUAAACAGCAUCUGCUUCUCUUCAAGUUUCUGUGCCACUGCCUCUGACGAUGGCUACCUGCGCCUAUGGCCCUUGGACUUCUCAGAAGUCUUCCUGGAGGCAGAGCACAACAAUCCAGUGACUUCGGCUCGAAUCAGCCCAGACAAUCUGAAGGUUUUGUGCACCACCGCCACCGGGAACGUGGGCUGCCUGGACAUCCAGUCGAGGAAUUACAGCACCGUCAUGAGGUCCCACAUGGGCACUGUCUUGGCGUUUUCAGUGGACAGUUCCCAGAAACAGCUGGCGACGGUGUCCGAAGACAAUACCAUUCGCAUUUGGAAUGUCGAAUCUAUGCAGCAGCUUUAUGAAUUCACGGCCUCCGACGAAAUCCCGUGCGCUGUGGCUUUUCAUCCCUUGCAACCUAUUUUUGCUUGUGGAUUCGACACCGGCGUGGUCCGAACGAUCAGCUUGGCUGCCUCGAGACUACUUGAAGAACACAAGCAGCACCGGGGUCUGAUUACAGGCCUGACCUUCUCUCAGGAUGGCAACUUCAUGUAUAGUUCCUGCAAGCACGGAACGCUGAGUCUUUAUAACUGCGCCAUCCAGAAGAGUCACACUGUCCGAGUAUUAGCAAAUGUGGUGUCCCAAGACAAUGACCAUGGUCCUGAUGCGUUGUCCGUCAGUUGUGAUGGGCGUCUCUUGGCCUUUGUGGGACCUUCCAAAUACAUCGUCACCCUCAUGGACGCUCAUACUCUGGAUGAG
This is a messenger RNA of Thamnophis sirtalis, 968 nucleotides long. The record is from RefSeq and is a predicted model, not a curated record. Lineage: Eukaryota; Metazoa; Chordata; Lepidosauria; Squamata; Natricidae.